AUGUCCUUGAAAAUCGAGAACACUGACCCCCAAAUCUACUUCCAUGGCCGAUGGGAUACUUCGCCAGGCACUUGGUGGGCCGGCACAGGAUUCAAAUUGCAUGUACAAAAUCUACACUCGCUGGCUCUGGAUCUGGGUCCUCACACUACGUCGCCGUUGACGUCCAUUGCAGUAUCGGUCGACUAUAAUAAUUUUACGACUGUAAACGUCUCAUCGGGAACGAAUGUCAUUCCUGUGAGAUCCCCGUCCCGAACUAGCGUCGUUCGCAUCAACGUCGAGGGUUGGCAGAAUAAUCGGAUGAAUCUUGAAAGCCUGGCGUUGAAUUCAGGUGCAAGCCUGCUGUCAUACAAGCCCUCAGAGCUUGCAUUCUUAUUCAUAGGCGACUCACUGUCUGCAGGGCAAUAUAUUCCUAUGGGGGUAGACCAGGCGUGGACUUUUAUUGUCGGAGAACGCUUCAAGGCAGAACACACAGUCAUCGCCCAGCCGGGAAUCACUCUGACGGAUGUACCAUCCUACGGCAAUGUACAUGGAAUGUCUUUCCAGUUCUUCAAGACAGAAGAUACUGGAUACUAUUACACUACCGACCACAACUACACGACGCCAUGGGAUUUCUCUCGCGAUAAGCCAACUCCUACGCACAUAGUAAUCCAUAUAGGGGCAAAUGACGCCUCUCAUCCGGUCUCUGGGGAUGAAUUUGUCCAGGUAUACCUCGACUUCAUACGCCGCCUCCGUCGGAUUUAUGACAGACAACCAAUCUUCGUCUUCACACCCUGGGGCUGGCCGGCUGCAGAUGGCGAAAUCAGCUAUUAUUACGACGGAAGGUAUGAACAGAUAGUGGUCAUGAGCAACGAUAAAAAUAUCUUCCUCGUCAAUGCGACAGGUUGGGUCUCGUGGGAUGAUGUGUUCCCGGACAACCUACAUCCAACCGUUGCCGGUCAUCAGAAGAUUGCCGGCGAAUUUAUGAAUUGGCUGGAAAACCGGGGCUUAAAGCCAGAGUCCCAGUGGGCUACGCCUGUAUUAGCUUGA
Molecule: messenger RNA, 1026 nt
Organism: Guyanagaster necrorhizus
Lineage: Eukaryota; Fungi; Basidiomycota; Agaricomycetes; Agaricales; Physalacriaceae
Product: SGNH hydrolase
Exons: 11
Coding region: 1-1026 (341 amino acids)
Source: RefSeq, a predicted model, not a curated record